This is a messenger RNA of Cladocopium goreaui, 1690 nucleotides long. Lineage: Eukaryota; Dinophyceae; Suessiales; Symbiodiniaceae. The record is from the annotation of a GenBank genome assembly.
CCGCAAAAGCUGUGUUGGGUUGGUGACAUUGGAGAGGCCAGUUAUGGGGUAUGGGGAGUUCACCAUCACCCGGCUGACAGGAUAUUUCGGUGCUGGUGAAAUAGGCUGACUAGCCAUGUAGGUUGAUCCCUGAAAAGUGGUCAGCCUUCGUUUUCCUGAAGAUGGUAGAUGGUCAAACAUGAAAGGCACCCAAAAGCUGGAGAAAACGGGUGGUUUGCUUAGUGGUAAAGCAUCCGACUCCUUUGACAGCCAAUUCGGCCCAGAGCCGUAUUGGAAUAUCAUCCAGAUGAUUCCCUACAUGUGGAUAGCAAAUUUACUCAUGACCUGAUUUCCGUGUGGAUUCAAUGGCAACCACAACCCGCUGGCAGGUCAAAGGGCCGAGCUUCCCCCAGCACAGGAGACCGCGGCACCUGGACGCGCUUAUGACGUCAUCAUUUUUGGGGCCACUGGCUUCACAGGACGCCUCAUGGUGGAGCACUUGGAUGCCUUGAUCGCCUCCAAACAGGUGCAGGUACACACCUGGGCUUUGGUGGGACGAAAUCGACAGAGGUUGGAGGCUGUAGCUGCGCAAUGUCGCGCAGCACCGGCCAUUCUGCUCGCAGAGGGAGAUCUCGAGAAGGUGACCCAACAGGCCACUGUUGUCAUCUCAGCGGCAGGACCCUAUGCUGUCUGUGGCGAAGCAGUGGUGCGGGCCUGCGUGUCCAGCAAGACCCACUAUGUGGAUGUGGCUGGGGAGACUGUUUGGAUGCACGACAUGCUUCAACGCAUGGGUUCCCAGAUCGAUUUGUUCUUCAGAUGCUACCACGAAGAAGCAAAGAGCAAGGGAGUGGUGUUGGUGAACGCCUGCGCGCAGGUGUGCGCGAUCGAUGACAUCAACUGCUACCUCUUGGCCCAGCGUCUUGGUCCGUUGAAGCACUUCCGGGAGUAUUUCUUCUCGUAUGGAGGUACCACAGGUGGAACCUUCUUGGCAGGCGCAUUGAACAUGGAGGGCAUGACAAAUGAGAGGUUUCAAGUCUUCACCGAUCCCUUCAGCCUUGGUGGUCGACCAGUGGCGGGAGCCACACCGGAGGAUCAGGAUUGCAGUGCUGCGACUCAGGAUCCAGUCUACCCAGCCCUAUGGCUGUUUCCGGCCUACAAUGGCCACACGGGCGGCCGCAUACUGCGGCGGAGUGGUCACCUGUUCCAGCAGAACUCCGGUGGCCCCAGCUAUGGCUCGAAGCCGUGUGUGCUGAUCCGUGAUGCCGUCACCAAUCGAAAACAAGCGGAGGCUGCAGCAGCUGCCAUGGCACCCCCCAAGAGCGCAGAGGCUGCCAAGGCGGCUGCAGAUUUUUCUGACACCGGUGCCAUUGAUUUUUGUGGAUCCGCAGCAAUGGCCGCCCCUCGCUCCCUCCUGCUGACCGCCGCAGUGCUGUGCAGCGCCGGCUUCUGUGCCUUCGUGGCGGCCCCCCGCCCGGCGGCAGCGGCACACCCGCAGGUGUCCGCGCAGACGGCGGCAGUGAGCGCCAUGGCCUUGGUCACACCACAGGCCGCCCACGCGGCCGAUGGCGUCUGGAUCCCUGCCCUCUCCGCCAUCGGCGCCGGCUUCGCCAUCGGCCUGGCAGCGAUUGGCAGCGGCGUGGGACAGGGCAUUGCCUCCGGGCGCUGCAUUGAUGGCAUCUCCCGCCAGCCGGAGGUGGGGGUCAUAGCUUGA